Messenger RNA from Drosophila ananassae, 3524 nucleotides. It is a transcript of the gene gammaTub37C, whose product is annotated as tubulin gamma-2 chain. Gene Ontology annotation, cellular component: nucleus; centrosome; microtubule. NCBI's taxonomy places the organism in Eukaryota, Metazoa, Arthropoda, Insecta, Diptera, Drosophilidae. Gene Ontology annotation, biological process: meiotic spindle organization; cytoplasmic microtubule organization; mitotic sister chromatid segregation. The coding region runs from base 51 to 1427 and encodes 458 amino acids. The record is from RefSeq and is a predicted model, not a curated record. The transcript has 8 exons. Gene Ontology annotation, molecular function: GTP binding; structural constituent of cytoskeleton.
CCGUUAAGAACAGUUAUUUGAAUAAAAAAGCUCAAUUUAAAAGCCAAAAAAUGCCAAGCGAAAUAAUUACUUUACAAUUGGGCCAAUGCGGAAAUCAGAUUGGUUUCGAGUUCUGGAAGAGAUUGUGCCUGGAGCACGGUAUCUCCCCCGAGGGCGUAUUGGAGGACUUUGCCACCGAUGGCCAGGAUCGCAAGGAUGUGUUCUUCUACCAAGCAGACGAUAAUCAUUACAUUCCCCGGGCCGUGCUUCUUGAUUUGGAGCCGCGAGUAAUCCAAAGCAUUAUGACCUCGCCGUAUGCAAAGCUCUAUAAUCCGGAGAAUGUAUUCCUGUCAAAACAUGGAGGUGGCGCUGGAAAUAACUGGGCCUCCGGCUUCAGCCAGGGUGAACGUUUCCAAGAGGAGGUCUUCGACAUCCUGGACAGGGAAGCUGAUGGUAGCGACUCCUUGGAGGGGUUCGUACUCUGCCAUUCUAUUGCCGGUGGCACUGGGUCUGGGAUGGGAUCAUAUGUGCUGGAACGACUGGCGGAUCGCUUUCCCAAGAAGCUCAUCCAAACGUACAGCGUGUUCCCUAACCACGACGAGAUCAGCGACGUGGUGGUCCAGCCCUACAACUCCAUCCUGACGUUGAAACGCCUCACCAAGUGUGCCGACAGUGUUGUGGUGCUGGAUAACACCGCCCUGAAUCGUAUCGCCACCGAAAGACUUCACAUUCAAACGCCCACCUUCACGCAAAUCAACAAUCUGGUGUCCACCAUUAUGAGCGUGAGCACCACCACCUUGAGGUAUCCAUCUUAUAUGAAUAACAACCUUAUUGGACUGACGGCACCCUUGAUUCCGACUCCCCAAUUACACUUUCUGAUGACGGGUUACACUCCACUUCUCACAGACGCGGAAACCAAAACCAAUGUCCGAAAAACCACUGUCCUAGAUGUAAUGCGGCGCCUGUUGCAGCCAAAGAAUAUGAUGGUGUCGGCAACGGGAGACAAGCAGAAUCGUCACUGCUUUGUAUCCAUUUUGAACAUCAUUCAGGGCGAGGUGGAUCCGUCCCAGGUGCACAAGUCGUUGCAGCGCAUUCGGGAAAGAAAACUGGCCAACUUUAUUCCCUGGGGACCGGCCAGCAUCCAAGUGGCAUUGUCGCGGAGCUCGCCGUAUGUCCAAUCCUCCCACAAGGUUUCCGGCCUGAUGAUGGCCAAUCACACGGGCAUCAGUGCUCUCUUUAGCCGAGCUCUGGCCCAGUACGAUAAACUACGGAAGCGCAACGCCUUUCUGGACAACUUUCGGCGCGAAUCCAUGUUCAAGGAUGAUCUGACGGAACUGGAUCUGGCUCGCGAAACAGUUGAUUGUCUAGUGCAGGAGUACGAGGCAGCCACCCAAGUCGAUUAUCGGCAGUGGAGUCCCCGCAUCGAUGGUUCCAAGGGUCGAGCUUAAAGUUAUUAUUUUUAUAUUUAAGAAAAUGCAGUUGCAUUCCAUUUAAUUAUUUAUUUAUUUAUCAAUUUUUGUUGAAACAAAAAAACUGAAGGAAAAGGAUCAAUUUUGAAUUCAUUUAAAUUAUGAUUUUGUUUAAAUAUUUGAGAGAAUAGUAAAAAAAAAACAAGUCUUCAUUGCCUGUAAUUUGUAAAAACCAAGUAGUCCAUGGAUUAUUUUUAUUAACGUGCCGAGAAACUUCCAGCUAUCCUCACAUUUGUUUCUCGAAAUUCCUCGUGUUCACAUCUCGUUGAAAAGUUUUUGUUAAAUCUUACAGAUUUUUUUUGGUUGUAAAAAUUCCGAAUCCAAAUUGCAAGGGAAUUUUUAGAAGCAUAUAAGGAAACUUUCUCGACGCUUUCAGAAUCCCUUGAUAACAUUUAAAAAAUCAACAUGUGCUGCGGAUGCGGACCCUGUGGACCCAAGUGCUGUGCCCCAAGCUGUUGCGAAUGCUGCUGCGUUGAGAUGUGCUGUUCUCCCUGCACUCCGGCAUACCUCCAAUGCACCCAUUUCCCAUGCGGCCCAUGCGGCUCAUGUUGCUAGGACAACUUCAACCAAAAAAGCUGAGAUAACUACCUCAUUCAUACAAUCAUCGUAAAACUGAACCUUAAUUCUAAAAAAAACUUCGCAUGUAAACUUCAUUGGAAUAAAAGAAACAAAUGUUUAUAAGAACAAAUCUAUUUUUGAAUUGGUUUAUAUAUUUUGGAAUUGGGAGAUAAAUCGGUUUUAAGGAAUAAUACCUAAGGCUAGUCAUAUAUAAGGAUAAUAAAGAUACCGAUGAUUCUUUUUAUGAGGAAGUCUCUGUAACUAUCAAAGUAGGCCUAUUAAAUGUAGGUAGCAAGUUGCCUAUUAAUUUAAAACAAAAUCAAAGGAGUCUUUGCGUUUUAGCUUAUUUCCUUGUCAAUGAAAUCUAAAAUGUAUUUCAUUUCUCAUCUAAAUUUCAACACGUAAAGUGUAUUUGUUUUUUGUUCUCGGAAAAUAAAUCUUCGCCGCCAUGUGUUGCCCGAGUCGUUACUACAGGAGCACCCCAUGCGUCCAGUGCUGCCUAAUCGAUUGUAGCUACUGUUGCCCCCGAUCCCAAUGCGGAGGUCCUUGCUGUACCACCGUAUUUCCUUCUCCGGGUUGUUGUGGGGGUUGUUGCGGUCCCUGUUAAUACCUGGGCAACAAAAAAUAUUAAACAUCUCAUGACGAGCGGAUGCCAAAAAUAAAGUAGUCUGUAGUCUAUGAAUUUUAUCUGUCAAAUUUUUGGAACCUGACGACGAAUCCCAUAUGGAAAAUUCAGUCCGACCCCGAGCCUUGAUGUGAACACAACAAAAUACAAAUAAAUAGAAAACAUUUUCAAUAGCUAACAUCUUUUGAAAAUAAGAUAUUUUUUGUGAACAUCAAGCUCGCUGUUGGAUCGGAAGACUCGCUCCAUUCGGGAUAUUUUGAUUUCAACUUCAGUGAUCUCAUAACCGAUCGCCACGAUGUGCUGCAAUCCCGGAGGCUGCUGUAAUCUUCCCACAUGCAUUCAGUGUACCAACUUUUGCUUCAACUGCUGGACGGGCACGGCUGCUAUACCUUGCACCCGCAAAAUUUGCGUUCCUGGCUGUUUCUGCGGGCCAUGUUGUUAACCUGUGAUCCUCCUACGAGCAUCCAGUGCACCAACUUUUGGGUCAACUGCAGCACAGGCCCGGGUGCAACAAUCUUAACCCGAAAAAUUGGCAUUCUGGGUGUUCCGGUUGGUUACGUUGAGGUCACGGAAGCAUAAAGACUCGCUUUCGGUAUGGGAGACACGCAACGACCGGGAAAUUUUAGUGUCAACAUCCAUGAUCUCAUUACCGAUCGCAACGAUGUACUUUGAUCCCGGAAGUUGCUGUGACCCACCCACAAGCAUCCUGGGCACCACCUUUGGGGAUCUUAAUCCUCAAACCCGGAGGAUCAAUGCAGUAAUCUCUUCCCCCCCAGCAGUCAGUGGCCAAAUUUGGUUAACUGCGGUCGUGGAUGUUCCAGCAGACUCAAUUUCAUCAAAAUUAUAAAAUGUUAUAUCCAAAUUAAAACCAUUCCGAGUAGUAUAUCCUUAAA